UGAUCUCUGUAGGUUCUCGGUGUGGUACGGUGGGACGCAGACGAUGGCACCACGCCGGAUCAGAUCAGAUCUAAAUGGGUUCUAAUCUCACAGAUCACAUCUACAGGAGUUGAGAACAGGAGGUGUUGAGUACCAACAUUAUGCCACAAACCAUUUCCUGUGAUGAAGCCGCUGACUCCUCCUCUCCUGAUCCAGCGGUCAGUCAGAACUCUCCCAUCGGCUCCACCCUCCCACCCUUGUCGCUUCCAGCGCUGCCCACUGAUGUCUCACCUGCACAGGCUCCGCCUCCUUCACUACCUGUAACCCCUGAGCCUGCACCUCACCACGAACUGACCAAUGAGAUGGAAGGAGCGACUACAGACCAAACGAAGGGUAACAUGUCUGUGAUCCAUGAGUGUGGUGGCAAGAAGAGGAACAGCAAACCAAAGAUCAUGAAGCUUAAAUACCAUCAGUACGUUCCUCCAGACCAAAAGACACAGAAAGGAACCACUCCACUGGACUACAACCAGCUGCUCCACCUACAGCUACACAUCAUCAAACAAACACCACACCACUACCCCAUCAUCCUUCCUGCCCCACCCAGGGUCUGUUCCAGGUCUCCAGCAGAUCAGCAAACAAACACCAAUAAGAACGUUGUGAUGGAUCUACCAGCUCCGCUACCCAACCUGGAGAAACUGAAGGUGGUGCAGCUGAAGCUGGAGCUGAAGCGCAGGGGGCUCAACGUAUCGGGCACCAAAAACAAACUGAUUGAGCGGCUCAAGAACUUCCACCAGCUCCGCCUACUGCAGCCUACCGACCAAUCAGGGACCAGAGUGGCAAACAGUUCAGCCGUGGUUCCUAUAGGAGAGGUUCAACAUGAGCCCACAUAUCAGCCUACAGAUCAGCCCACAGAUCAGCCCACAGAUCAGCCUUCUGAUGGCACUGCCAGCCCAACACACCCCGGAUCUCCUGCCCACUCUGACCAGUCAUUGGACGAAAUGAGUCCUGAUGGGUGGAGCCUAAAUGACGCAGCUGAAACGAUGGUGAGUUCUCCACUCCACCACUACUCAUCUCCAUCCAGUAAAGACAAUGUACGUGACCCCUACACCGCCCCCUUCAUGCCUCAUACUCUCUGUCAGAUGACCCCGCCCGCUCCACACGAUGGCCCCUCCCACCCGUCAGAUAAAGACCGGAUAAUGAAGGAGAAGGAUCGACGAAUCUCAGAGCUCACGCUCAUGCUGCAGGAGAAACAGCGACUCGUGGAGGAGCUUCGAUCCAAACUGCAGGGCCAAAAAGCUGAAGAUGGGGCCUCAGCCGGGGUGGGGGGUGUGGAUGAGUCCCAGCCUCAGAGGGAGGAGCCUCAGAGGGAGGAGUUCAGACCGCUCAGACACACCCAUCACCAGAGGAAGAGAUCCUACAAACAGCUCCAGGUCACGCCCACCUGCUCACCCUGCCAAUCACCAGCUGCCAUGGAGAACAGUCACGUCCAGUCAAAACAGCAGAAAAUCUUCAAGCAGCCAAUCAGAAAGACACUCAAACCUGAGAAACGCACAUCAACCAAUCAGAUCAAAGAUCGUCCAGCCAUGCCUGCACUGAACUUUAUUGAUGUGGUAGGUUCUCCCCUCUCUGAAGAGACAGUUCGGUCCUCAUCAAAACACAUGAGAAAGAGGCUUAAACACCAGAUAAUUUCUUCAAGUGAUGUCCUGGUCCAUAAUGGAGCUUCAAUUCCUCCACAAAGCCCCUCAAAUCAAACCCCACCAUCAUCAUCAUCGGAACCACGUUCGAGCCACAAACGCGUCACUCGAAAUGAACCCGACAGCUCCGGAGGUGGCCGUCUGGAGGACUUCCUGGAGAGCACCACCGGCAAGCCCCUGCUUGGGCUGGAACCCGGAGGACACGCGACUCUGAUCGAUGAGCUUCACAGCCAGCUGCUGAGCACAGCGAGCAUCCUGGAUGGCCUGCCAUCGCCCAUGGAUUCGUAUGAUCUCGGCCUGACACCGUCGGGAUCCGGCCUCGAGGGCAUGGAUUGGCUGGAGGGUAGAGCCGCUGGAGCUGCAGACACAGCAAUGAAUGGACAUCAUUCCUCCAGUGUGUUUUCCACAGACUUCCUGGAUGGCACGGAUCUUCAUCUGCACUGGGACACCAGUUUAUUAAGUGUGUGAAGAUAUGCAUCACGUUUACAGUUACUUUGAUUUUCCAAAGCCACCAUCAAGGAGGGUUGGGGGGCAAGAGGGGUAUCUUGGUGGAGUUGGAAUUUGAACUGACAAUCUUCUGAUUUAGGGCUUGUAGGUCAUGUUUAGCCAUAUUCAUCCUUUUGCUGUUUGGGCAAAUAAAUCAAUAAAAGAAAUAUAAACAUACAAACUGAAAAAGAUGCAGUCGGCUACUGCACACCUGUCAGAGGGAGCUUGUGCUAGUCAUGGCUCUCCUCUGGUUUUUUGGAAAUAAGACCCUCAUGGACUCGUACCCCAGUGGAUAGAUUCAGGUAAGCUGAUGUCAGAAGACACAUCAAUUGCUCAGGUACGGAGUUGCAAGCUGAUCCAAAGCAUAAAUACAAACACUAGUAUGUGACCUACAACCCCAAAUCAGAAAAAGUUGGGACAGUAUGAAAAAUGAUUAAAAAAUAAUAAUAAUAAAAAACAGAGUUUCUUAAA
Molecule: messenger RNA, 2630 nt
Organism: Trichomycterus rosablanca
Lineage: Eukaryota; Metazoa; Chordata; Actinopteri; Siluriformes; Trichomycteridae
Product: myocardin-related transcription factor A-like
Exons: 12
Coding region: 141-2141 (666 amino acids)
Biological process (GO): positive regulation of transcription by RNA polymerase II; smooth muscle cell differentiation
Cellular component (GO): nucleus
Molecular function (GO): transcription coactivator activity
Source: RefSeq, a predicted model, not a curated record